AUGGUUCUGAAGAAAGUUCCCAAUGGAUUAAAAACACUGUCAGAGGUGGCGGAGACUCUAAUGAGAACACAGAGCCAUAAAGGGGUAAUCAGAACAGUGGUCGUGGAUGCAAAAGGUAUUCUGAUCCAAACCUUGGACAACUCAGCAAUUCAAUGUGCAGGUUUUCUUCCUCAGCUGACGAUGCCAGCCAAGAUCCUCAGAGCACCCUCACCUUUCUCGGGGGCGGAUCGAGAACACGAAAUCAUGGUAGCUCCAGAUAAGAAACACCUUCUGACUGGCAUUCGGAAUCCGUGUGAAUGGCUCUGCUACAGCCACAUCCUUCCUGUGACACUGGGUUGA
This is a messenger RNA of Molossus molossus (Pallas's mastiff bat), 339 nucleotides long. RefSeq names its product dynein light chain roadblock-type 2-like. Gene Ontology annotation, cellular component: centrosome; cytoplasm; cytoplasmic dynein complex. The record is from RefSeq and is a predicted model, not a curated record. Gene Ontology annotation, molecular function: dynein intermediate chain binding. Gene Ontology annotation, biological process: microtubule-based movement. Lineage: Eukaryota; Metazoa; Chordata; Mammalia; Chiroptera; Molossidae. Bases 1 to 339 code for a protein of 112 amino acids. The transcript has 2 exons.